This is a messenger RNA of Argiope bruennichi, 1493 nucleotides long. RefSeq lists its product as uncharacterized. Gene Ontology annotation, molecular function: phosphotyrosine residue binding. Bases 280 to 1446 code for a protein of 388 amino acids. Lineage: Eukaryota; Metazoa; Arthropoda; Arachnida; Araneae; Araneidae. The record is from RefSeq and is a predicted model, not a curated record. The transcript is spliced from 8 exons.
GCAGGCAGUUAGUUCCCAGUCAGUCUAAUGACUCGCUCCUUGCUGUCAUCUGUCCUGACACUUGAUACUUGCACAACUGAACUCUGAACUCACUCAAAACGGCAAAAUAUGCUCUCAUCCCCAGCAGAUAAGAAUCGUCAUCACAUCGAUUCCCGGCCAAGAUCGAUAGCAUUCUGAGAAGGAUCCCAUGGCGGUGACUUUCACCUUGAAGUUUGCGGAUGGAAAUUUUGGAUUCGUGAUGACAGGCAUAGAGUUACUAACCACCCCUUAAGACUGCAAAUGGCUAUCCGUCAAUUGUACGAGACGGCCUUCGACACCACGGCCAGUCCAGCGGACGCAGAUGAAGAUCCGGCGGAAAUUCUGGAGACAAGCCGACGGCUGUGCAGUCCGGAGCCCAGCCUCUCCCAGCGUCCAUCUCCCGCUUCUUCUCGGUCCAGCACAGACUCGACCCGACGCUCGCCUCGCAGUCCAGCGUUGCAUCUCAAAAAGCUCUUCACACCCUGGGUGUGUGGGAAAGGAACAAAAAAUGCCGAUUCUCCCAUCGAAGCCUGUUUGCCUCCCACCAAUAAUGCUGGCGAGGACAAGUCCAAGACAUUUUCUCCAUCCGUCGAAUUCAAGAAGUUGGACGUUGCGGACGAGGCCAAAAAGAACCUCAACGACUGUCUUCAAGCCAAAACGAGCACGUCUUCCGUCGACACUUGCUGCUUCAUUGAUAACUCUGUGCCAUCCACCAUGCCAAAUCAUACAGUGCAAGAGAACACAAGUCUUGCAUAUGUCAGUACAAGCACAACAGUCAUGAACAAUGAUUGUGAUAUGGUAAACAUUCCAUUUUCUUCUCAGUCUUCAAAAAACGAAAGGAGAAACGUUAAUCUUGAAUCCCCUUUAGGGACGAAUACUGCUUUCGAACUAAAGAAGCGAGAAAACGAAUUUGGCUUCGAUACUGAAACAACCUUCCAACAACCCAGGGUUUCCAGGGAAGAUAUGAAGCGCUGCAACCUCGAUUCAAAUUCAGCUACUAGAAAUAAUCUGUGGUUGGACUUCAGCAGAGCCCCGAAGCGACCGAGGCGUCAUUUGUGUCUGGAUAUCAAAGGUCCUGAGAACGAAGAUGAAAUGGAACCCACUACAUACCUCAAGAAACAGGAAUGGUAUCAUGGUUCCAUCAGUAAAGCCGAUGCCGAAAACUUGUUGCGUCUGAUGAAGAAAGGUAGCUUUCUAGUCCGUUGUAGUGAGAAGUUGAAACGUCAGUACCUGCUGUCGCUCAAGAGUUCCAGGGGCGUGAUGCAUAUGAAGAUCGUCCAGCUGGCCAACGGAAAAUAUGUGAUAAAGCAGCAGGGGCAAACUUUCGACUCGAUUCCGCAGCUGGUUCAGUAUUUCAGCACGCACAUCCUCAGCAUCCAUGACAUGAGCGUCUAUCUUUCGCAUCCCGUCAUAGAGAAGCUGCUCUGAGAACAAGUCCUUGUUAACUAUUAUUAAAGAUUUUAUAUUUCGUUUUA